GCUAUUGUAUUUACGUCGUUCCUGUGCUAGACAGGUAGUGACACUCUGGUAAAAUGCCGGAACCAGCCAAAUCCGCUCCUGCUCCGAAGAAGGGCUCCAAGAAAGCUGUUACCAAGACGCAGAAGAAGGGCGACAAGAAACGUAGAAAGACAAGGAAGGAGAGCUACUCCAUCUACGUGUACAAGGUGCUGAAGCAGGUGCACCCCGACACGGGCAUCUCGUCCAAGGCCAUGGGCAUCAUGAACUCCUUCGUCAACGACAUCUUCGAGCGCAUCGCCGGCGAGGCCUCGCGCCUGGCGCACUACAACAAGCGCUCCACCAUCACCUCGCGGGAGAUCCAGACGGCCGUGCGGCUCCUGCUGCCUGGCGAGCUGGCCAAGCACGCCGUCUCCGAGGGCACCAAGGCCGUCACCAAGUACACCAGCUCCAAGUAGAGCGUCUCGGACCCGUCAGUUUUUAACCCAAAAGGCUCUUUUAAGAGCCACCCACACUUUCACUAAAAGAGUCGUUCACGCUGAUUUUCUUCGGUGAGUGGUACUUACAUUUAGCACUGCUUUACUUCCCAGACUAGGAUGUAGCAUUUAGGAGAGACAACGUUUCUCAUGUUGAAGUACAGGGUAUGAUUUUGAUUGUCUUGCGUGUGACCUACCGUGACAGUUCAGUAGGCAGGUAUAUAAAAAGAAUUAAGCACCUUAUCAGCUCUUAAAGCUAUU
Chroicocephalus ridibundus (black-headed gull) is the source of this 713-nucleotide messenger RNA. RefSeq names its product histone H2B 8. The record is from RefSeq and is a predicted model, not a curated record. NCBI's taxonomy places the organism in Eukaryota, Metazoa, Chordata, Aves, Charadriiformes, Laridae. The transcript has a single exon. The coding region runs from base 54 to 434 and encodes 126 amino acids. Gene Ontology annotation, molecular function: structural constituent of chromatin; protein heterodimerization activity; DNA binding. Gene Ontology annotation, cellular component: nucleosome.